Messenger RNA from Mirounga angustirostris (Northern elephant seal), 3662 nucleotides. It is a transcript of the gene PLK1, whose product is annotated as polo like kinase 1. The record is from RefSeq and is a predicted model, not a curated record. Lineage: Eukaryota; Metazoa; Chordata; Mammalia; Carnivora; Phocidae. Bases 1544 to 3358 code for a protein of 604 amino acids. Gene Ontology annotation, cellular component: centrosome; kinetochore; nucleus. Gene Ontology annotation, molecular function: ATP binding; protein serine/threonine kinase activity; protein binding. The transcript is spliced from 10 exons. Gene Ontology annotation, biological process: mitotic spindle organization; protein phosphorylation.
UUCAAGUUAUGAAAAUUCAUUGAGCUGUACAGUUAUGUAAACAUUUUCUCUACGUAUCUUAAACUUCAAUAGGAAGAUUACACACCACAAGGAUAAAAAAUAGCAAGUUAAUUUUUAAAAAAAACUUCCUUUUAUUCAGCAAACAUUUCAGUUACUCCUUUUUACUAGGCAUUGCUCUGGGAGCUUGGGACAUGGGCUAGGAAAGACAUCAUCACCUCUCAGUUUAUCGGGAGGCAGGUGAAGGGAUACUUACCAUAUGGUUGAUACUUGCUGGGCUCUAUCCGAGACAUCAUAGGGUACAGGGGGGAACAGAGAAAGGGCUUCUAACUCGGGCAUUUUGCUGUUCUAGGUCUGCCACUCACGUACUUUGGGAAGUCAGGCAAAUGGGCUUAGGGAGAUAGCUGGGAACUAUCGCAAACUGGGAAAGUAUGUGGCAUAGAGUUGUGGAACCUUCUAGUUUUUGUUUGUUAGGAAAAAACACCAAGCUGAAGUUUUAUUUAAGCUCUCUUGAUUUUUAAGUGCUGUAAAUGAAUCCAAAUUUUCAGAAGUGGGAGGCCAAACAAAAUACACCCGUGCAGGGUGUUUGGCUGUGGCCUACCAGUUUGCUGGGCAUUCUGCCAACCAGCCAUCCUUCCUCUCACCAGUGACUUGGGGGUCCACUCUUUUAGACCCUGGGAAAUACAGCAGUGAGCAAGCUGGACAGACAACUUUCUUGAAUGGGGGGGGGAGGGGCUGGUACUGUGAGCCUCAAACAGCAGUAUGUGUGGGAAUCACCUGGCAGUCACAUUGAAAGGCAGAUUCCUGAAUCAGGAGGUCUGGGGUAAGGCCUGAAAUUUUCUUACUAACAAGUUCCCAGGUGAUGGUAAUGCUGGUGGUCCCUGAACCAUAUGUGCUUUGAGUGGAGUUUGCUGUAUAUUCCGGAGGGGCUUAGGAGCAGCUGUUAUUCUGAAAGUAGGGGCCUUGCCAUGAAAGUGCAUCGGCCUGGCAAGCUCCGUGUUUUUACUUGGGUUUUAGCUUAUUGGGGUGUCUCGGAAGAGAGCUGAGGACAUCGGAGGCGGCUGCCUAAAGCUGCCCUGCCAGGUCUCUAUUCUCAAGAGUUUAUAGUCUAGAAGGCGGGGUGGGGGUGGGGGUGGAGGAAGGUAUUAGGAAAAGCUUCCUGGAGGAGGUGCAUGGGAACUGCAGGAACUUCCCCGGCCGCGGAGAAAGGGGGAAACCCUGAACUCCCCCCUCUCCUUGGGCCGGGUCUCGGCAUCCCCACGCCGGGUACGGUUUCCCAGGCAUCCCACGUGUCUGCUGUGCGCGAGUCCCUGUCAAUCAAGUCUCCCCCGGCCCAGGACAGGGUACGGGUUUAAAGGAGGCGGCGGUGCCGAGCGCUCCCAUCGUGCCGCGCGGCGGGCGGGUUUGGAUUUUAAAUCCCCGCGGCCAAUCAGUGGCGCGCAGGCUCUUGUAACGUUCCCGGCGCCGCGUUUGAAUUCGAGGAGGAGCGAAGCGGUGCCAAGCCUCUGCUCAGACCCUGCUAGGUCCGCGGAGCAACUUCGGGAACAUGAGUGCGGCGGCAACUGCAGGGAAGCUGGCGCGGGCACCAGCCGACCCAGGGAAAGCCGGGGGCCCCGGAGUUGCAGCUCCCGGGGCCCCGGCAGCCGCUCCGCCGGCGAAAGAGAUCCCGGAGGUCCUAGUGGACCCGCGCAGCCGGCGACGCUACCUGCGGGGACGCUUUCUGGGGAAGGGCGGCUUUGCUAAGUGCUUCGAGAUCUCGGACGCUGACACUAAGGAGGUGUUCGCUGGCAAGAUCGUGCCUAAAUCGCUGCUGCUCAAGCCGCACCAGAAGGAGAAGAUGUCCAUGGAGAUAUCCAUUCACCGCAGCCUCGCCCACCAGCACAUCGUAGGCUUCCACGGCUUUUUCGAGGACAGCGACUUCGUAUUCGUGGUGUUGGAGCUCUGCCGCCGGAGGUCUCUCCUGGAGCUGCACAAGCGGAGGAAAGCACUGACCGAGCCGGAAGCCCGCUACUACCUUCGACAAAUUGUCCUUGGCUGCCAGUACCUGCACCGAAACCGGGUUAUUCACCGGGACCUCAAGCUGGGCAACCUUUUCCUGAAUGAGGAUCUGGAGGUGAAAAUAGGGGAUUUUGGACUGGCAACCAAAGUGGAAUAUGAUGGGGAACGCAAGAAGACCCUGUGUGGGACUCCUAAUUACAUAGCUCCUGAGGUGCUGAGCAAGAAAGGGCACAGUUUCGAGGUGGACGUGUGGUCCAUUGGGUGUAUCAUGUAUACAUUGUUAGUGGGCAAACCACCUUUUGAGACCUCUUGCCUCAAAGAGACCUACCUCCGGAUCAAGAAGAACGACUACAGUAUUCCCAAGCACAUCAACCCUGUGGCCGCCUCCCUCAUCCAGAAGAUGCUUCAGACAGAUCCUACUGCCCGUCCCACUAUUCAUGAGCUGCUCAAUGACGAGUUCUUUACCUCCGGCUACAUCCCCGCCCGGCUCCCCAUCACCUGUCUCACCAUUGCACCCCGAUUUUCCAUCGCUCCCAGCAGUCUGGACCCCAGCAGCCGGAAGCCUCUCACAGUCCUCAAUAAAGGCACGGAGAACCCCAUGCCCGAGCGGCCCCGGGAAAAAGAGGAGCCAGUGGUCCGGGAGACCAGUGAGGCGGUUGACUGCCACCUGGGCGACAUGCUGCAGCAGCUACACAGCGUCAAUGCAUCCAAGCCCUCAGAGCGGGGGCUGGUGAGGCAAGAGGAGGCUGAGGAUCCUGCCUGCAUCCCCAUCUUCUGGGUCAGCAAGUGGGUGGACUAUUCGGACAAGUAUGGCCUCGGGUACCAGCUAUGCGACAACAGCGUGGGGGUGCUCUUCAAUGACUCAACACGCCUGAUCCUCUACAAUGACGGUGACAGCCUGCAGUACAUAGAGCGCGAUGGCACAGAGUCCUACCUCACCGUGAGCUCCCAUCCCAACUCCCUCAUGAAGAAGAUCACUCUCCUGAAGUAUUUCCGGAACUACAUGAGUGAACACUUGCUGAAGGCAGGUGCCAACAUCACACCCCGGGAAGGCGAUGAGCUCGCCCGGCUACCCUACCUGCGCACCUGGUUUCGCACCCGCAGUGCCAUCAUCCUGCAUCUCAGCAAUGGCUGUGUGCAGAUCAACUUCUUCCAGGACCAUACCAAACUCAUCCUGUGCCCGCUGAUGGCAGCCGUGACCUACAUCGACGAGAGGCGGGACUUCCGCACGUACCGCCUGAGCCUGCUGGAGGAGUACGGUUGCUCCAAGGAGCUGGCCAGCCGGCUCCGCUACGCCCGCACCAUGGUGGACAAGCUGCUGAGCUCCCGCUCGGCUGCCAACCGUCUCAAGGCCUCCUCGUAGGCCUUCCUCCCCUCCGGACUGGCACCCCUUCUCACCCCCACAGCACCUUGGCCCGCACUGGUUAGCAACCCUCGUGCCGUUUUCUAGAAUGUGUCCCCGGCCCUGGGGGCUGGGGAGAGCUCCACAUCCUUGCUGGUGGGGGUCGCCGUGUUAAGUUAUUUUUGUACAUGUUCGGGUGUGGGUUCUACGGUCUCUUGCCCUUCCCCCUCAGCCCCACCAUAUGCAUUGUACAGAAUACCGCUCUUGAAUCCGGGACUGCCCUUUCCUUGCCUUUAUAUACAUUAAACAUGUGAAUCUUCUAUUU